AUGAGGCUAUCGCACACUCUUCUUCUCCUUUUCUUCCCUUUCCUCGUCAACGCACAGCGCUUUGUUCGUUUCAUCUCGACAGACAACAGAGUAUACAACGGAGACGCGAUUCUUCCGGCUGGUACUACCGACGCGGCGAAGAGCAGAGCUGCCCGCGUUAUUACAGGUGAUAUUCUGGGGGAUUACAAGAUCACCAGCCAAGUCAAGUCCAUCAGAAAGCUCCUCGCACCGCUUCCAAACGAACGAGUUAGGACCGUGCGAUGCGUGGGCAUAAAUUAUGUCUCUCAUAGCGAAGAGACGGGGGCCGACGUGCCGGAAUGGCCCAUCCUCUUCUACAAACCUUUCACGGCCCUCAACACACCCAGCGACCCUAUUCCUAUCACGGAAGGCUAUCGAACGCAAGGGAACUUCACGUCAAAGAUGGAUUACGAGACGGAGCUCGUCAUUGUCAUCAAGAAAACCGCGUUCAACAUCUCAGAAGACGAGGCUCUCGACCAUGUCCUAGGAUAUUCGGUUGGCCAUGACGUCUCGCACAGAGGGUGGCAAGUCGAUCGCGGUGGCCAGCCUCGACCGCAAUACUCUAUGGGCAAAGGAGCGGAUGGGUGGGCACCGUGGGGCCCAGCCAUCGUAUCAACAAGCAUCAUCCCCGACCCACAGACGCUCAGGCUCUGGACGAAGGUCAACGGCGUCACGCAGCAGAAUGAGACUACUGCCAACAUGAUAUUCGGGGUCAAGCAGCUCGUCGCGUUCUUCUCAAUGGGCAUAACGUUAUUACCAGGAGAUGUUAUCUUCACUGGAACGCCAAGUGGUGUCAACCUAGGCAAGGCUAACCCAGACUGGCUAAAGGAUGGAGACGUGGUGGAGGUUGGACUAGAGAAUGUCGGAACUUGCACGAAUGUGUUGAAAUAUGUGUGA
Molecule: messenger RNA, 915 nt
Organism: Cyclocybe aegerita
Lineage: Eukaryota; Fungi; Basidiomycota; Agaricomycetes; Agaricales; Hemipholiotaceae
Source: the annotation of a GenBank genome assembly